Messenger RNA from Eucalyptus grandis, 2427 nucleotides. Its product is annotated as long chain acyl-CoA synthetase 7, peroxisomal. The coding region runs from base 64 to 2199 and encodes 711 amino acids. Gene Ontology annotation, molecular function: long-chain fatty acid-CoA ligase activity. Lineage: Eukaryota; Viridiplantae; Streptophyta; Magnoliopsida; Myrtales; Myrtaceae. Gene Ontology annotation, biological process: fatty acid metabolic process. The transcript has 23 exons. The record is from RefSeq and is a predicted model, not a curated record. Gene Ontology annotation, cellular component: endoplasmic reticulum; membrane.
AAACAUAAAGCAAGCUCUCUCAUCAUCACCUUCCGAUCAGUCCUCUCUCCGGAGAAUUCUGUCAUGGCAUCGCUUUCCCGGGAAAACCUCCCGGCGCCCGCUGCUCGGCGCCGUCUCCGGGCCAUUCAGAGCCACCUCCUCCCCGACGGCGCCGGCGCCGGCGCCGGUGGCGGUCCCGAUCCCGACUCCCGCGUGCAGGCCAACGCCGCCUCCGGCGUACUCAACGAAAGGGCUUACAGUGUAGUUCUUCCCGAGGACCUGCGUACGGGAAAAUGGAAUGUUUAUAGAUCUGCACGCUCCUUCUUCAAGCUUGUCAGCAGAUUUACUGAUCACCCCGAUAUUGGAACGUUGCAUGACAAUUUCGGACAUGCCAUUGAAACCUUUCGGGAUUGCAAGUACUUAGGUACUCGAGUUUGUGCUGAUGGGACAGUAGGAGAGUACAAAUGGAUGACAUAUGGCGAAGCUGGGAGUGCUCGAGAAGCUAUAGGUUCUGGACUUCGCUAUCAUGGGUUACCGCAAGGAGUUUGUGUUGGACUCUACUUUAUUAACAGGCCAGAGUGGCUAAUUGUGGAUCAUGCUUGUUCAGCAUAUUCUUAUAUCUCGGUCCCUCUAUAUGACACCCUCGGUCCCGAUGCUGUCAAGUAUGUUGUGAAUCAUGCAGCUUUGCAGGCUAUCUUUUGUGCUCCUCAAACACUGAACAGAUUAUUGAGCUUCUUGUCUGAGAUUCCAUCUGUUCGUCUUAUUGUGGUAGUUGGAGGAAUAGAUAUACACUUGCCCACCCUUCCGCCAACAUCAAGAGUUAAGCUGAUUUCAUACUUGAAACUUCUGAGUCAGGGCUGUAGCAAUAUCCAGCCUUGUUGCCCCCCAAAGCCAGAAAAUAUUGCAACCAUAUGCUACACAAGUGGAACAACCGGAACACCAAAGGGGGUUGUCUUGACUCAUGGAAACUUGAUUGCAAAUGUUGCUGGGUAUAGUGAAACGACCAAUUUUUUCUCAUCAGAUAUCUAUCUAUCCUACCUCCCUCUGGCGCAUAUAUAUGAAAGAAUGAAUCAGAUCCUUGGAGCAUAUUAUGGGGUUGCUGUCGGUUUUUACCAAGGGGACAACAUGAAACUGAUGGAUGAUUUGGCUGCUUUGAGACCGACUAUUUUUUGCAGCGUUCCUCGACUGUAUAACCGGAUAUAUGCAGGAAUAACAAAUGCUGUGAAGUCUUCAGGGAUGCUAAAGGAGAGACUAUUUAGAGUUGCCUUCAAUUCGAAGAAGCAUGCUAUAUUGACAGGCCGGAAUCCAUCACCUAUGUGGGAUAGACUAGUGUUCAAUAGAAUAAAGGAAAAGCUUGGAGGGCGAGUCCGUUUCAUGGUAUCUGGUGCUUCGCCAUUAUCUUCUGAUGUUGCGGACUUUUUAAGGGUGUGCUUUGGCUGUCAAGUACUUGAAGGGUAUGGUAUGACUGAGACAUCUUGUGUAAUAAGCUGCACGGAUGAGGGCGACACCUUAUCUGGUCAUGUUGGAUCUCCGAAUCCUGCCUGCGAAAUAAAGCUCGUGGACGUUCCUGAAAUGAACUAUACAUCAGAAGAUCAACCCUAUCCUCGUGGAGAAAUCUGUGUCAGGGGGCCCAUUGUUUUCCAAGGAUACUACAAUGAUGAAGUUCAAACGAGAGAGGUAAUUGAUGAUGACUCUUGGUUGCAUACGGGAGACAUUGGAUUGUGGUUACCAGGAGGCCGCCUUAAGAUUAUUGAUAGGAAGAAGAAUAUUUUCAAGUUGGCACAAGGUGAAUAUAUAGCACCAGAAAAGAUUGAGAACGUGUAUUCAAAGUGCAAGUUCAUCUCACAGUGUUUUGUGUAUGGCGAUAGCUUGAACUCUUGCUUAGUGGCGGUUGUUGCUGUGGACCUGGAGGUGCUGAAAGAAUGGGCCGCAUCGCAAGGCAUCGAGUACGAGGCUUUAGAACAGCUAUGCAAUGACCAGCGGGCACGGGAAGCUGUUCUUGCUGAAAUGGAUGACAUUGGCAGAGAAGCGGAGUUGCAAGGCUUCGAAUAUGUGAAGGCCGUGGCGCUGGUGCUCGAACCAUUCACGGAGGAGAACGGACUUCUCACCCCAACAUUUAAGAUCAAGAGGUCUCAAGCGAAAGCCCACUUUGCUAAGGUGAUAUUGGACAUGUACGCCGAGCUUUCUACAUCUGAUCCAUCCCCUCAGAAGGUCUCCUGAUGCGUAAGUCUGCGAAUAACAUGUGAAAUCUUAAGGAAUCUGAGAAAUUACUCGGGCUACGAGGCAGAAGCUGAUCGUUGUACACGCUACUGAACGGCAGGUCUCUGUAAUUGGUUCUAUGGUUGGGUUUGUUUAGUAUUAUACCUUCGCAGCAUUUAUGGUUUUGCAACUCGCUGUUGGCUUUUAAAGCCGAUUGAGCAAAUCAUCCUACAAUUACAUUUUGUAAAA